Messenger RNA from Tribolium castaneum (red flour beetle), 1670 nucleotides. Its product is annotated as pickpocket protein 28-like. The transcript has 6 exons. Bases 130 to 1668 code for a protein of 512 amino acids. Gene Ontology annotation, cellular component: plasma membrane. The record is from RefSeq and is a predicted model, not a curated record. Lineage: Eukaryota; Metazoa; Arthropoda; Insecta; Coleoptera; Tenebrionidae. Gene Ontology annotation, biological process: sodium ion transmembrane transport. Gene Ontology annotation, molecular function: ligand-gated sodium channel activity.
AGGGUAGAAAACACUUUUAAUUAAAACGUUCACCCAUGCAUUAAUUAAUUAGUCACACAACGAGCUAAUUUAUGUAAUGUGUUUGUUUAGUAUGUGAUAAAUGUUUGCCAACUGCACUCAUAAAAGAAAAUGAAAAACAAUUUUGGAAAAAAAAUUCUAACUUAUUUUAGGGAGUAUUGUGACUGCACUAGCGUUCACGGGUUUCGGUAUCUAGGUGAGAAAAGGACACUUUUUGAAAAAAUUUGGUGGUUUAUCGUUUUCACCAUUUGCCUCAGUACUUGCAUAUUUUCAAUUUUCAUGGUGUACAAAAAAUGGGAACAAAGUCCAGUCAUAGUCAGUUUUGCCAAUCGAGGAACACCAAUUUACAAAAUCCCAUUUCCGGCCGUCACUAUCUGUCCCGAAACCAAAACGAAUCGUAACAUUUUCAAUUACACACAAAUUUUGAACAAGAAAUUCCACGAAGAAAAUCUAACCGAAACUGAGAAUUUAUAUUUUGAGCACAUGUUACUGAUUUGCAAUAAGUUUUAUCCAGCUUCUGGCUCGAAUGAAUCGACCUAUGGCGAGGAAUUUUUUGACACCAUUAGCACCAUACAUCCAAAGUUUAACAUAAGACAGUGUAAGAAUCAGGGACAAAGCUAUAACUGUAGCCAAAUCUUUACGCCCAUUUUUACCGAGGAAGGGAUCUGUUUCAGCUUCAAUAUGUUGGACAGGAGCGAAAUUUUCCGCGAGAAUGUAAUACAUUACAAAAAUUUUCAUCAAUUCAACAAGUCCAGUUCUUGGAGUAUUGAGUCUGGAUAUGGUAGUAAUUCAGGAAUUUGGACUUACCCCCAACGGGCUUUACUAGCAGGUGCCAAAAACGGCUUCUCAAUCCAACUCAUUUCGUCCAAAUCCAAUUUGGACUUCUUGUGCCGAAUGGGGCCCCAAGGCUUCAAAGUCCUAGUCCACUCCCCUGCAAGUUUCCCAACCCCUUCCCAGGAGUACUUUAGAGUCCCUUUGGACCAAACUGUAAUCGCAGAAGUCCAACCAACGAUGAUCAAUACUUCUGACUCGGUCAGGGCUUACAGCAAAGAUCGCAGACGUUGCUACUUCCAAACCGAACGAUAUUUGCAAUAUUUCAAAAUCUACAAUAAAGUUAAUUGUGAAAUUGAAUGUUUGGCCAAUUUCACUUUGGAUAUGUGUGGUUGUGUCAAUUUUUUCAUGCCUAGGGACAAUUCAACUAGUAUUUGUAGUUCUUCGAAUUUAUCCUGUAUGAACGAGGCUGAAAAGAUUUUGCAAAUUAAGAAUUUGAAGGGAAAGUUGGACAAAAAAAAGAAGAAAAAAUCGGUCGAUGAUUGUGACUGUUUGCCUCUUUGUUCCGAUUUGAAUUAUAACAUAGAGACGUCGCAAAGUGACUGGGACUGGCAAAUGGUUUUUACUGCAAUCGGAAUGGAACCUUUCAACGACACGUAUAUUUCGUCCCUCACCAUUUAUUUCAAGUCAAAUGAUUUUAUAACUUCGGUCAGGAAUGAGCUGUACGGUCCAAUGGAUUUUGUCGCGAAUUUUGGAGGACUUUUAGGAUUGUUUACUGGAUUUUCGAUUUUGUCACUGAUGGAAAUUAUCUAUUUUUUGACUGUGAGGAUUUUCUGUAAUAAGAUUUUGUACAGGAAAUGGGCAGGAAAAGAUUCAUAAAA